GACAUAUGGUGCCGACCUGUAGGACAUUGGCCAUAUGAAGUCUGCAGAAGUCAGUUAAGAAACAGGAAUUUGCUGGCAGUAUCGGUGGAGGACUCGAACAUGCCAGUGAGGCUGUGGGCCGUGGACGAGCUCUCACCUAGAAAACAACUAGUGGAAUUUCGUUUGCUCCUUAAAAGCCGAAAAGGAUUUGAAAAAUGGGUGAUAGCGUCAGAGGACAGUGAUGAAGAAGCAGACGACAUUUAUGGUUCUGCAAGAGUGGCGUCGGAAGCAAUGUCUCAGCAAGUCUCAGGUUCCUAUCAUGAUGAAACUGAUGUUACUAUGGUAAAGAAUUCCAACGGCCGAAGACACCGCCACGUGCUGAACUUGAAAACACCGUUAUUAGAACUGCGUUCUUGGAAACGGAGAGAUCGGAGAUGUCAGAUCUUGGCUCGAGGCGAAAAAGAGCUGUAUCUCUGUGAUACGGAUGAAGGUGUUGCAUGGACACUGUUCACGGAUCCGGUGCUUUCUCUCUCUGUAGUACCGCACAUGGACGAUGAAAUUGUAUUUCUUGAUGCUGCUAAUCAAAUAUGGUACGGAAAAGUUGGAGAAAACUUCAAUCGAGUCAAAUGCGGCCAUGCCAUUGAGACCUUCUCACUGUAUCGUCAUUCGAAUUCAUCUCACUGGUCAUCGCUGGCAGCGAUUAGACGGCUGAAAGAACCGCGUGACAUGGCUACAUUCUACAGAGAGCAUCCCAAGUAUGAAGUAAAGAUUUCACGGGAGGCAGAAAGGCGAUUGUUUGGAAAAGGUCCAACUCGAGCCAUUUGUUGUUUGAAUACGGAUGGGAUCAGGAGCAAAUAUAGAUCAUAUUUGUUUCGAAUGAUGGAUGACGGUAGCUUGUGGUAUGAAGCGGUGAGCGUGGAGGAUGACCAGGAGAUGCAAGAGAAAAUGCUGUGGCGGCAAGCGAAGGAACUGAAACUUAUGCUUCACAAACGCAGUUCUUACGAGCAACGGUUAGUAUACAAAACAGUUUUUUUCAAUACUCUUUUGCAUUUCAGCAAAUAGUG
This is a messenger RNA of Gongylonema pulchrum, 1043 nucleotides long. NCBI's taxonomy places the organism in Eukaryota, Metazoa, Nematoda, Chromadorea, Rhabditida, Gongylonematidae. The record is from the annotation of a GenBank genome assembly.